This is a messenger RNA of Impatiens glandulifera, 2293 nucleotides long. RefSeq names its product E3 ubiquitin-protein ligase XBAT32-like. Gene Ontology annotation, molecular function: protein binding. The transcript is spliced from 9 exons. The coding region runs from base 572 to 2197 and encodes 541 amino acids. Gene Ontology annotation, cellular component: nucleus; cytoplasm. The record is from RefSeq and is a predicted model, not a curated record. NCBI's taxonomy places the organism in Eukaryota, Viridiplantae, Streptophyta, Magnoliopsida, Ericales, Balsaminaceae.
UGAAUUGCAGGCCUUGCGAUUGUCGUGAAACUCGCCGUCUCUACUUUCACCGCCACCACCGGGUUCCCCUGUUCCAUCCCCAACACUAACAGUCUCGCGUCUGCGUCUGGGUUUUGCGUCUAUCUUACGAUUCUUUAUUACAACAACAACAACAACAGAGGAGAAAAUAAAUGAGAGUUCUGAAUUUCUGAUUAGAAAAAGCUGUCGUCUUCAUCUUCGUCAUCAUCUGAAAGUGAUGUAUGAUUUUAUUAAUAUUAUUGUCAACAACCUCUAGCAUCCAAGCUAGCUACAAAUAAAACCUUCUCAGGUAUUCCGAUCCGGUCAUUCUCCAAUUCGUUCUUACUCCCUGACCGAUUUUGUGAACUGGGUUUCAAAAUUUAAACCUAGAAGAAGCCUCUUCAUUCGUGAAAUUUUGACUCUUCUGAUCAAAUUUCUUGAACUUAUCGAGAUUUUAGGAGUAACCCCCCAAAUUUAUUUCUUUAUUGGAAAUGGGUAUCCUCCUUCUGGGUUAUUAAUUUCUCGAAUAUAUGUCAGUUGACAGUACUGAGAUUUAUUCUUCAAUCUGUACAUUAUGAGAUUCCUGAGUUUGGUUGGAAAUUCAUUUGGCUGUUCGGCCUCUGGAGAGCGAUUAGUUUCAGCUGCUAGAGAUGGUGAUCUUCAAGAAGCCAAGGCUUUGCUUGAGUAUAAUCCCCGCCUAGCUAGAUAUUCUACAUUUGGAAUUCGAAAUUCACCUCUUCAUUACUCUGCAGCUCAAGGUCACCAUGAGAUCGUUUCACUUUUACUGGAGUCGGGUGUAGAUAUUAAUCUGAGAAACUACAGAGGGCAGACUGCUUUGAUGCAAGCUUGUCAACAUGGGCAUUGGGAGGUUGUUCAGAUUUUGAUUCUCUUCAAGGCCAAUAUUCACAAAGCAGAUUAUUUGAAUGGAGGAACCGCACUUCACUUGGCUGCAUUGAAUGGACAUUCUCGAUGCAUUCGCCUCCUUCUCACGGAUUAUAUUCCCAGUUCUCCCAAUGUUUGGGACAUCCUCACUGCAACAACAAUUGACGAUGAUUCUAAUAACUCAGAGUUUGACAAAAGGUGUGUAAUUUCGUUUUGUUUCUUUCGGGGUUUUUUUAAAAUUGAGUUGUGUUUCUGUUGGUAUUAUAAUAGGGCAUUGUAUGAGAUAAUCAAUAGAGCUGCUGAUGGAGGUAUAACUGCUCUUCAUAUGGCUGCACUUAAUGGACAUGUUGAAACUGUUCAAUUAUUUCUUGAUUUUGGAGCUUCUGUUUCUCAAGUUACUGUUGGAGAUGGAACUACAAUUGAUUUAAUUGGCGCAGGAUGUACGCCUCUUCACUACGCUGCUUGUGGCGGAAAUGCUCAAUGUUGUCAGAUUUUGAUUUCACGGGGUGCCUCUUUGACAGCUGAAAAUGCAAACGGAUUGACUCCAUUGAUGGUGUCGCGAUCGUGGCAUAGAGAUUGGCUUGAGCAAAUCCUUAGCCCACUGCCACAACCCGGACCAACUCAACUUCUUCCUUCGCCUUUUCUUUCUCUUCCUCUUUCCAGCAUGGUCAAGAUCGCUAGGGAAUGCGGAUGGAGGAGUGAUUCUAUUGCAUGUGUUGUUGAUCCAUGUGUCGUUUGUUUGGAGAACAAAUGUACAGUUGCUGCACAAGGCUGCAAUCACGAAUUCUGCACACAAUGUGCUCUAUACCUGUGUUCAACAAACAGCACGACUUCAACUGCAGGCAACGGGCCUCCAGGUUCAAUAGCAUGCCCUUUAUGCCGACACGGAAUAGUAUCAUUCGCGAAGCUCGUUUCCACCAGCCCUUUGCCAAAGACAACGACUUUAUCAUCAUCAUCCACCCUUUCACUCUGUUCUUGUUCAACAACAACUAAUCAUCAAAUUGCUCAGGACCUGCUAGAGACAUCACGAUUAUACAGAACCGAAAGCGAAAGGUUCCAUCCACUGGGAUCAUCUUUUCGUUCUUUAAGCUGCCAAAGGUUCCCAUCGCUGAAAUUCAGUCCCGGGUUUUGCGUUGGAUCAGGUUCAGAAAGUACCCGCCCUUGUUUAGUGCGUAGGAAUAACGUUGACAGGGAGUUUCAGAACCAGCUGGCUCGGUUAAGGCGGUCUGCUUCUCAGGCGACCGAUGAAAGCAGGAGUCGAAGGUCGUGGUUUUGCGCUCUGAAUCAAUAUGUAGCCACUGCCGGUGGAUGCUCAUGAAGUAAUAUAAUUAAAAGUUUUGAUUGUAAGAAGGUGAAUGAUUGUUGAUAAAUAAAUUGACAAGUAUUAUUAAUAUAGAAACAAUGAUGAAUAUAU